AUGAUAAGAAAGUAUAUCCUAGCAUCUGUUACAAAAUUUGGCGAUGAUCCAUCGAUCAUUGAAGUAUACGAUAGAAUAUUGUGGGGAAUAUUAAUGUAUGGUGGAGCACAUAUCAAAACGCUAUGGUUUUUUAAAAUGUUAAGAGAUUACUAUGACACCAAGUUGAAUUUAAGUCCAUUUGAUUUGAAAAAUGAGCCAAUCAAACAGUUUGAUGAGGACCUAUUGAGAAGUUCAAAUGCUUUGCCAAUAGUGGAGCAAAUCUACUACUUGAAGGAAAAUAUAAAAGCAGUUGAUAUGUGGGACCAACGACAUGGAAGCAGUUUUUUGAUCCCCCAGAUUUUGGUGGACGUCGACGACAACAACUUCGGGAAAGCCAUUCUCAUGGACGAGUUCUUUGAUGAGAACAACCCCUACGGCAACAACAAGGGCUUUGUGAUUGGUACUGCUCAGAGAGCCAGCAGGAAGCUUAGGGGCCAUAUGAAGUUGCACCAGAAGAUCGUCCGGUUCCAGCUCGACAAGAGCUCUGAGUGGAUCUACCUCUGGACCAAGGCCUACUGUGAUCAUCAGUCUCACGACGUGCCUCUACCCAUCCAGCAGUUUCUCGGACUCUGUGCCGAGUGA
Molecule: messenger RNA, 621 nt
Organism: Ascoidea rubescens DSM 1968
Lineage: Eukaryota; Fungi; Ascomycota; Saccharomycetes; Ascoideales; Ascoideaceae
Gene: ADY4
Product: Ady4p
Exons: 1
Coding region: 1-621 (206 amino acids)
Source: RefSeq, a predicted model, not a curated record